AUGAGCUCUCAUCUAUCCUCGUCCAGAGCAUCGAUCGCUGGGUCUGCUGCCUCUCAGACUCCCUGGGUGCUGGAAGGCGUUUUGGUUUUACGGUCGUCUAAGAACUCGCGUUAUCGCGCCUCGAGGAAGAAGGACAGGAGCAGUGCAAGACACCCCCAUGACGGCCAGGAGGAGAAAAGACCUGCUCUUCGAGAGAGGGCGAGUUGGAGGAAUAUCAAAGCGUUAGGAACUGCGUUGGCAUCUCAACCUGUUGCCACUGCGCAAUGGCGACGUUCGAAGCUCAAACUCACUGAAACUCUUCAUCCUUAUUCUCAUUCGACUGCUAUGCUAGCCCUACGUUAUGAAGAUGCUUCAGAUGAAAUAGUACUGUACAUCAAUCAUUGUAAUAGCACUGAUAUAAGGGUCGUGGACCCAUCCUUGUUCGAUCAUCCUAAUUGCAUCGGGAUUUACAACAACUCUUUAAAGAACAACGCGGAGCAUGUAUUCAUUCGCUUCCCUUCGCCCGAAUCUUUUCGUUAUUGGUUCGCACUUUUGCGUGCAUUCGCGAUCCCUGAAGUGUACGGUGCUGGCGCUGCUCCGUCUCCUCAGGGAGGGACAUAUAGAGUGACUCGUAGCGUCGAGAUUGAAAUCCAGCAUGGAAGAAAUAUAGGGACUGGUCUGGUUCAGACGUUAUCCGCUGCACGCAAGGCGAACCCAUCCGAUCUUACAGUUUAUGGAACAGUCGGAUUUGGCGGUGGGGCACAUCCCAGCCCUUUACCCCACCUCAACGUUGGUAACCAGAAGCGGAGUCACGAUCCAUUCCAACCCCCAAGCCUACGGGAGCAGAGUGAAAUAGACACUUCUUCAGGAGCGGACGUCUUUUGCGAGGUUGAACUCGGUGGCGAUGUUUGUGCGAGGUCAUCAACCAGGCGUAGCUCAAGGACAAUGGAAAAAUCUAUUCACGGGGAAACGCCUUGGGCAUGGCACGUCUGGAAUGAAAAAUUCCAUCUCUCAGACCUUCCUCCGUUUUCGGAGUUGAGCUCUAACGAUGGGGAUUCUAUCGAUCAUGGAACCCUGAGAAUUAACGUUUACCGCGCCGCUAAACAAAGGCAGAGCAAUCCCAUGUCGUUCGGAAGUGGGAAUAAGAAGAUGCCCUUUUCAAGUCCUAAUCUCAUGACAUCCCCAUCGUUCAGUCAACAUCUCCUUUCUCCGGCAUCUUCCUCUGCGUCCUUUUCGCCAGACUCUCCAAGCAGCCAAGGGUCUUCGGGUGCCCAGCCGACACCCAUUGGAAGUGUUACCAUCUCCCUACAAACUAUUCGCCGUAAUGAAUGGUGUGAUGGCUACUACCCCGUUAUGUCAACUACACAGUCGGGACCCCCCGGUUCUAACCACGUAGGUGAUCUGAUGCUUAAUAUCAAAUGCCAGGAAGACGUUAUUGUCCCGCUCGAUCGCUACCAGAACCUGAUUCAAUUCCUCCGCACUAACAAUUCCUUCUCUCUUAUUCCAGAUAUAGUAGAACGAACGGAAACUCUUAUUCGACCUGAAACACAAGUUAGAAUGGAUGCAGCCUCCAAGUUUGUGGACCUCUCGCUUGCGGGAGGCUCGUUGAUUGAGGACCUGUGUCAAGCAGUACAGGAGGAGCUCGUAGAGGCAGGACCUCAGAUCCUUUUUAGGAGCGGUAGUCCUUGCGCUGCUGCCUUGCAACAGGCCAUGUUCAGACUCGGAGACUCGUUCCUAAAACUAUCUCUUCGUGCCCCGCUUCGCCGGUUUCUAUCAGAGCCACGGCCCUCUGACGAAUCGGUAGACGAUUUUCCUCAGCUACUGCAGGAUAUCUGGGGUUCUAUUUAUCAGAAUCGACACGAAUGUCCGGACGAUCUUCGCAUUCUUUUUUCUCGCAUUCGGGCGCAAGUAAAUGCUCGGUUUCCAUAUAGCGCACAAUCCGGGCAUGAAAACAUUCCGCUGCAAAGUAUCACAUCCCUCUGUUUUCUGCGUUUUUUUAGCCCUGUGAUCCUGAGUCCAGGAAUGUUUGGCUUGAUCCCAGGCUCGUUGACUCCCCGUAUUGAGAAGAAGCUUAAAGAUGUGAGUCGCGUAAUUCAGGCCACGGCUAACUUCAAGGACCCAUCCAAGAUGGUUAAUUCGGACGAAGCGACACGAAAAUUUAUGAUCGAAAAUACAGGCGCGAUGCGGGAGUAUCUCGAGGUCGUGUCUUCGAUGCCGUCUGGCGGGCUCCCUACUUCAACAGUCCCCUGGGGAAAUCUCCCAGGUAUGAAUCAGCAGGCACUCGAUUCUAAACUCAAGAAACUCCCUGUUCUUCAUCGAGAGUCCAUUCCGUCACACCCGUCCAUGAUCGACUACCCACGUCACCUUGCUUCUCUCUCAAGCACCAUCGUCUCGUUGGCUCGAUGGCCUAGAGGUGUCCGAGACUUGACCUCAAAAGCGCCAACAGGUGUGCUCGCACGUGCUAGAACAGCAGCGGCAGUAGCACCCUCGGACGGCUUCCUCAAAUGUGCAUCGAUUUGCUUCGCUAUUCAAACCGAUACAUUGACAGCUGUCAUGAUGCUCAAUCCUCAGGAAAGCGACGAUGCUGAUUCAUCGGUUUCUCGGCUUGCUGAUUUGUCUAUCGCGUCGGCAUUCACUGGUGCUGGUACAUCACAUACAAGCGCCACUGGUAUGGUGUUCGCCCCGAGGAUCCGCGAUGACGAUGACCCAUUUACAAGGUCACCCGUUUCUUCACAGCCAUUCCCCCUUCUCUCCGAGAGUCCCCAGAUCAUCGCCCUCGAUAUAGCCGGAGAUAAUUGCAGGAUUCGGGGCAAACGUGUCACCGCGGCCCUGGUUGUGUCGCUCAAUUCCCGUUUUGUUUGGCCUUGCCAUCAUUUUACAAUCUACCCAACAUUCCUCAUGAGAGCCAGUAGUUUAUGACGAGGAAGGAUCAAGGGGGCUUCGGGAGGCCACCAUCUCGCCAAGCGAAUAAUUGAUGCGUUAAAAUUUGCGCUUAAGUACAACAAAUAGAUAUGUACUAUAUAAUAAACAUUCAUGACAUUG
Molecule: messenger RNA, 3021 nt
Organism: Cantharellus anzutake
Lineage: Eukaryota; Fungi; Basidiomycota; Agaricomycetes; Cantharellales; Hydnaceae
Product: Rho GTPase activation protein
Exons: 9
Coding region: 1-2898 (965 amino acids)
Biological process (GO): regulation of GTPase activity
Source: RefSeq, a predicted model, not a curated record